This is a messenger RNA of Chenopodium quinoa (quinoa), 1427 nucleotides long. RefSeq lists its product as uncharacterized. The coding region runs from base 171 to 980 and encodes 269 amino acids. The record is from RefSeq and is a predicted model, not a curated record. Lineage: Eukaryota; Viridiplantae; Streptophyta; Magnoliopsida; Caryophyllales; Amaranthaceae. The transcript is spliced from 3 exons.
AUAGAAAACCACAAUAAUACCAAACGAAAACUUUUUCACACUAUCAAAUCGUUUCGAUUACUUUGGAACACAGGGAGUAAAUCGUUUCGAUUACUUUGGAACACAGGGAUUAAUUGAUAUCAUAUACUCCGUAGGAUAGUUAAUGGUUAGUUACAUUGAUAUCUUAACUAAUGUUUGACACUUUUCCUCAAAAACAAAGAAAGUUGAAGGAGAGUUUCGCAGACAGAAAACCUAAAACAAUGAGUAGAGAUCAAAAGAUCACUACUGAACAAGUCAUUUCCAAGCUCAAAGAUGAUGGCGAUUUCGACCGUCUUCGCUUCAAAAUCGUCCGUCAACUCAAACAAAACGAGGAUUUGCGUAACAAUAUUAUUUCAGUGGUUAAGCAGUCCACUGCACUUAAUCGUCCUGGUGCAGAAAAUAUGCAAGCCAGGAAACUUUGUGACGCAAUUUAUGAAGAAAUUCGUGAAAAGGCGAUGAAUCAAAUUUCAGAUGGCUUAUGGGAGAUUAUUCGAUCAGGUGAUGACAUGAAAACUGAAAUAAAAGAAACAGUUCACUCAGUCUAUGAUAAACUACUGAAUCCUGAGCGGAAAGCGAUUGAUUCAACGUCUUCCUCAGGUCAAGUGCCAGUUGGUAGAGGAACUGAGUUUAAUGGUCAUGUCAUUGUUUCUGGGGAAAGCAAUGGUAUAAUGUCUAAUGGAGAGCAUAAAGAAGCCUCAGGUUUCUCUUUGCAUAAUAAUACUGCCACAAACAAUCAUGAUUCAAAACCCGAGACACAGCAGCCUCAUCCUGGUAAUAAUAGUUUCACUGAACAGGGUAUAGAACCUCAUUGGCUCAAUGGUCCAUUGCAGUCCAAAAAAGGUGAUUCCAGUUCACCUCCUGGCUAUUCCUCAUCAGGAAAGCGCAAGCGAACUUCCGAUGCCCAUGCCCAUGCCGAUGCAGAUGCAGAUGAAGACCCUGAUAUUCCACCAGGUUUUGGUUAACCAGCCUCACUAAUUAUAGAGAUGAAGCAUGAUUAGCCUUUUAACCACGAACACUUUUGUACUUUCUUUCUUUUUUUAGGGUAAGGAGGACUCUAACUAGAUUUCAAUUCUCAAAGUUUAGUUUUUAUUUAUUUUUAUUUUUUUUAACCAUUGUUCGCGGGCCAGACACUUAUAAAUGAAGGGGAAGGUUAAGAGAUUCUUUCCUUCAAGUACCUACAGUCAGGAGAAUUUAACCUUGUAAUCUCGGUUACAAGGUGAAUUCCUAACUAACUACACCGAGCCAUCUUGGUACAAAUACUUUUGUAGUCACUAAUUCUUUUCAGAGUAUUGUUAACUUGUCAAGUGCUAUCGGUAGAAUUAUCCAAGUAUAUAAAUUGUAAUUGUUUCAGUCACACGUUUUAUAACAAUUUAUUUGUUAAUGUUGAUGAAAAGUUUGUUUCUGUACCA